Messenger RNA from Papilio xuthus (Asian swallowtail), 1200 nucleotides. Its product is annotated as solute carrier family 25 member 35. The record is from RefSeq and is a predicted model, not a curated record. Bases 167 to 1108 code for a protein of 313 amino acids. NCBI's taxonomy places the organism in Eukaryota, Metazoa, Arthropoda, Insecta, Lepidoptera, Papilionidae. The transcript has 5 exons.
UGUUGACGUAAUGUUACGUCAAAUUGGAAUAAUACAAUACUCGUAACCUCGAAUUGUAAAUAUUACAAAAUUAAACUUAUGUAGCAAAUAUCGCACUAUUUAAUUUAAUUAUGUUUAAUUAUUAAGGAAGGAAAAGUGUUAAAAAGGCCCGAAAACAGCGGGAAAUAUGACACGCACAAGAAAAGAUGGCGUCCUACGCGACGUCACAGACAUGGCGAUGGGCGGGAUAUCGGCGAUGUUUGCGACGCUAUUUACUAAUCCUAUCGAGGUUGUGAAGACCCGUCUGCAGCUGCAGGGAGAGUUGGCCGCGCGCGGAAAACACGCUGUCUUCUAUAGGAAUGUGCCUCAUGGCUUGUUUGUCAUUGGGCGUGCUGAGGGCUUGCUAGCCUUGCAGAGCGGAUUGCCCGCCAUGCUAGGAUUCCAAUUUUGUUUGAAUACGUUUAGAUUAGGAGUAUACCGUAUAUCGGAACGUCGUGGUCUUAUUACUGAUGGCGAUGGUCGAGUGUCAGUGGUGGGCGGUGCGGUUGCAGCGGGGCUCGGCGGCGCGCUCGGCUCCAUUGCAGGCACGCCGUUCUUUCUAGUUAAGACACGACUGCAGGCGCAGGCCGCUAAAGCCAUCGCUGUCGGAUAUCAGCAUACACACAGCGGGACCUUCAAUGCGUUGAUAGAUAUUUACAGAAGAGAAGGUGUUAAGGGUAUAUUCCGUGGUGUUUACCCUCAAAUCCCGCGCGGCGCAGUUGGCAGUAGUUCUCAGAUGGUGAGCUUCGCCUAUGCCAAGCAGUGGCUACUUGACCGUGACAUCUGCACCACCUCGCCACUCCUGCUGUCAUUUCUUGGCGCCAAUCUUGGCGGGGUUGUCAUGACCUUUUGUUUGAACCCAUUUGACGUGAUGGCCACUAGGCUUUCCAAUCAACCCGUGGACAAUAACAAUAAAGGUACACUAUAUCGCGGUAUGUCUGACUGUUUCCUCAAGAUGUUGAGGUCUGAGGGAGCUGGGGCCUUCUACAAGGGAGUUGGUGCCAACUAUCUACGUUUGGGUCCUCACACCGUUUUACUGUUGGUCUGUUGGGACCAACUUAAAAUAUUAGAAGAAUUUCUAAGAAGUUGACAAACAUAUUCCAAAAUAUAAACAUGUUGAAUGUCUUAGGUAGUUGACGAGAUAAUACUUGAUAUUUCAAUUUUAAUUAAUUUUAAUUUAAU